AACUAAAUUAUUAAAAAAUCGAGCACAAUUUCUUUGACCUCGGACUUUCAUUAACAUCUCUCCGAAACACGUAGACACAAGGCAAAGAGAGAAGAAUCAGAGAAAUGGAGAACCAAUUGGUGGAGCUUUGCUUACAAGCAGCCUCUGUAAGCAGGGAUAGCAUCGAGAAAUGGCGGAGGCAGAGACGGACACUCGAGCGCCUGCCUUCUCAGCUCGCCGACUCUCUCCUACGCCGCCUCAUCUCCCGUCGCAUCCUCUUCCCUUCCUUGCUCGAAUUAUUCAAACACAGCGUAGAGGAGCUUGAUCUGAGAGGGGAGAGCUCUGUUGACGCCGAAUGGAUUGCAUACAUAGGAGCCUUUCGUUACUUGCGAUCUUUAAAUCUUUCUGAUUGCCGUAGACUCACUACCUCUGCUCUUUGGCCUAUUGCAGGGCUGGAGAGUUUGAGGGAGUUGGACCUUUCUAGAUGCUCCAAGGUUACUGAUGCUGGCAUUAGGCAUCUUCUAACUAUUACAACUUUGGAGAAAUUGUGCAUUUCUGAAACUGGUGUGUCCGCAAAUGGGGUUAUGCUUCUCUCUUCACUUAGAAACUUGUCUGUCCUGGACUUGGGGGGUUUGCCUGUCACUGAUCUAGCACUGAGUUCUCUCCAGGUACUUACUAAACUACAAUACCUUGACCUUUGGGGGAGUAAAAUAACUGACAAAGGUGCUGCUUUUCUUCAAAUGUUCCCUAAGUUGAGUUUCCUCAAUCUAGCCUGGACCAAUGUCACGAAGUUGCCAAAUUUGUCAUCCCUUGAAUGUCUGAACAUGAGUAAUUGUACAAUUAAUACUCUACUUGAAGGAGAUAUUAAUAAAGCUCCUUUAACCAAGCUUAUUGUUUCUGGAGCUACAUUCGGGGAUGAGUUUGAAGCCUUCCAUUAUAUUGAAACAACUUUUUUGACAUUUUUGGAUGUAUCCAACUCUUCACUUCACAGAUUCUACUUCUUAUCUCAUCUAAAUUCUCUGGAACAUUUGGAUCUCAGCCGUAGUAUGAUAGGGGAUGAUUCCCUUGAACUGAUUGCAUGUAUUGGAGUAAAUUUGAAAUAUCUAAAUCUUAGCCACACCAGAGUCAGCUCUGCUGGAGUUAAAACUUUAACCGGACAUGUACCCAAUCUUGAGUUUUUGUCAGUAUCUCACACAUCGGUGGAUGAUGUUGCCAUUUCAUAUAUGAGCAUGAUGCCAUCUGUGAAGGUUAUUGACUUGAGCAGUACGAACAUUAAAGGUGUCAUUCACCAGGUUGGGCCUGAGUCAGAUCCAGUCCUCUCUCUGUCAGCACUUCAAAGUCUCCAACAUCUGGGACGGUUGAAUUUGGUAGAUACGCAAGUUACGGAGGCAGCUCUAUACCCUUUAGAAAACUUCCAGGAGUUACGCGAGUUAUCAAUUAAAAGUGUUUCUCUUACAGACAUCUCCUUUAACUAUACGUCAUCUAUGCCAAAGCUGACAAAUCUUCGCAUUCAUGAUGGUGUUCUGACAAAUUCUGGGCUCAAUUCAUAUAAACCCCCCUUGACUCUAAGAAUGAUGGACCUGAGGGGUUGUUGGCUCUUAACCGAAGAUGCAAUCUUAUCCUUUUGUAAAACUCAUCCUCAUAUUGAAGUAAGGCAUGAACUUGUUCAUAUCUACCCGUCCAAGCAGAUUGUUUCUAAUAGUGCAUCUUCUUCACGAUCAACUUUAAAGGCUUCACAAGCGAAGCAGAAGCAGGAAGUAUCCGUGUUGCCAUGCUUUUUAGAUCAAAGAUUGAAGUAUAGCAGAGAGGAGCUACUUGCGCUACAGUAUUCAUCGGUAUCCCGUGCUCCUCCUCAUGAUAGGGACGUUGUAUUAUCUAACACACAAUCAGAUUGAACCGGAGCAGUUCCGACAGUUCCAUGCAGAUUAGUUGCCAUGCUUUUGCGCUUGUGUGCUAUACUUGUCUACCAUCAUAUCGUAUACUUGGUACACAAUUGCACUAUCCUGUAAAUCAUAGCAUAGCUAAGAUCCUUUUUCUGUUUCUUUUCCAAAGAUGGCCACAAGCCACUUUAGAAAAUGAGAUUGAGUGAGUCGACAAUGUGAUAUAUUGAACUGAUAGAUGUGGAUGUGUAAGAUGAAUUUCCUGAUAACAGAAAGCGACGCGCCGCUUUGUGGUUUGUCC
Molecule: messenger RNA, 2160 nt
Organism: Prunus mume (Japanese apricot)
Lineage: Eukaryota; Viridiplantae; Streptophyta; Magnoliopsida; Rosales; Rosaceae
Product: Leucine-rich repeat (LRR) family protein
Molecular function (GO): protein binding
Source: RefSeq, a predicted model, not a curated record